This is a messenger RNA of Plasmodium knowlesi strain H, 3321 nucleotides long. Its product is annotated as FANCJ-like helicase, putative. Gene Ontology annotation, molecular function: DNA polymerase binding; DNA helicase activity; hydrolase activity, acting on acid anhydrides, in phosphorus-containing anhydrides. The coding region runs from base 1 to 3321 and encodes 1106 amino acids. The transcript has a single exon. Gene Ontology annotation, cellular component: nucleus. The record is from RefSeq and is a predicted model, not a curated record. Lineage: Eukaryota; Apicomplexa; Aconoidasida; Haemosporida; Plasmodiidae. Gene Ontology annotation, biological process: regulation of double-strand break repair via homologous recombination; telomeric loop disassembly; negative regulation of DNA recombination.
AUGGAGGGUAAAAUUCACAAGAGGUACAAAGUGGUGAAGAACGAAGAUGUGAACCAUCGGUACACUAUCAACGACGUAGAGGUGUAUUUCCCCUACGAGCUGUACGACUGUCAGUAUAAUUACAUGUUGAGCGUUUUGAAUGCACUGAAGAAAAAGGAGAAUGCGAUUUUGGAGUCCCCUACUGGUACGGGGAAGACGCUCUGUCUGCUUUGCGCGAGUAUUAGCUACCUGGUAGACGUGUUGGAAAAGAAGGGAGCUUUCUCAGAAAAUAUAAACAUCACGGAAAAUAAGAAGAACAUAUCAUUAGAUUUUAAGGAAAAUGAAAAUAGCAGAAGUAGCCCACCUAAAGCUUCCCCCGCUAAUGACUUUCCCAAGAUAAUUUAUGCAUCUAGAACCCACAGUCAGUUGAAGCAAGUGAUAAAGGAGUUAAAAAAUGUAUACUUUAUUAAGAACAAUGAAAAGUAUAAACUUCUAACAACUAUUUUAGGUUCCAGAGAUCAGCUAUGUGUUCACAACAUUAACUACAACUAUAAGGGAACCAUGUUAAAUAAUAUGUGUAAGAGGGCGAGGAAGAAUGGGGAGUGCAUGUACCACAAUGGAUUGAAGUACCUGUACAAGUUAAAACAUUUAUUUACGAUUCCGAUGGAUGUCGAAACACUUAGUGAGAUAGGAAAAGGGAACUCGGUAGGACAGAAUAUUCAUUUUUGUCCAUUCUACGCAACGAGGGAAAUUCAAAAUGAAUGCCACGUAAUUCUGCUUCCAUAUAAUUACCUCUUCGAAGAAAGCACAAGGAAAAUUCUCAAGCUAAACUUAGAAAAUAGCAUCAUUAUAAUUGACGAAGGCCACAAUAUAGAAACUGUUGCAGAAGAGGCAGUGUCGUUCAAAAUUAAGGACUCAGACUUGAACCUGUUUCUGGAUGGCAUCAAGGCUACGUUAACUGUGUUAGACAAAGUGAAGGAUGUUGAUAAGGAAAUGAGAGAAAGAAUCAGUGUGGACGAAUUGUUCAAACUAAAUAGAAGCAUCACAGCGUUGAUCUCCUGGCUGGAGAAUGAAAGGUUGGAAAUAAGUGGGAAAAAUAAAAUUAAGGAAAAACAUAAGACCUAUGAAGGAAAAGAAAUUUUUGAUAUUUUUCAAAAAAAUAACAUAAAUAUAACAAAGGAUAAUUUUGAAAAAUUCCACACUUUGUUGACAUGCAUGGUGGAAUUACUGAAUAGAUAUAUUAACGAUUUUAAAAUCACUGCUAUGGAUGUUAAAAAUAUCAACAAGUAUAUUGCUACCAUUGAUAACAUACGUAAAUCCUUUAGCAUCCUGUUUAGCGAUGUAGUCCGGAAUUGCAUUGAAUACUUUCAAUUGUUCAUUAAUGAAGAGAAAGUACCCUAUACUGAAUGUGCUGAUGUAAGCAAAGUGUAUGAUAACAUGAAAAAAUUUACUAAAAGUAAAACCAAGAUUGUAUAUGAUAAGUAUAAUUACACCAUGAGCAAGAAUAUAUCACUUUUGUGCUUUUCCGCCACGGCAAGUUUAUGUGGAAUUUUAAAAGAAAAAGUGAAUUCGAUCAUUGUAACAUCGGGAACACUGUCUCCAAUUGAACCUUUUUCGAAGCAACUUAGCGGGAAUUAUUUCUCGUUCAAACAUAUUCUUGAAAAUGAUCAUGUAAUAAAAUCUCAUCAGCUUUUUGUUGGAUGCAUGACACAUUACAACAAUCAAAUUUUGCUCUCGACAUAUGAAAAUAGGAGCAAUGAUAAUUACAUCCAGGCGUUGGGGAAUUGUAUUUUCGACCUUAUUAUUUGCAUCCCUUACGGUGUGUUAAUUUUCUUUUCGUCGUACAGUUCUAUGACCGAAACGGUGAACGCUUGGAAAAAAUUUAAAAUUUUCGAAAAAAUAAAUUCAUACAAGACGAUUUUCGUGGAACCAAAUAAAGCAGCAGAGUUGAAGGACAUUCUACAACAGUACGAAUAUAUUAUCAAAAAAAAAAGAAAAGGAGCCAUUCUUAUGGGGGUCUGUAGAGGAAAAAUCUCCGAAGGAAUAGACUUCAAGGAUGACUGCUGUAGGGGAGUCAUUAUUUGUGGUUUGCCAUAUGGAAAUGUAUAUGACAGUAAAAUUAUUUUCAAGAAAGAAUUUCUAGACAAUUUUAAAUACGAAUUUUCUCCUCCAAAUGAUAUUCUAGGUGGGGAUAAUGGAGCGGGUGCCUUAUCAAACAACACGACUUUAUCGAACAUUUCCAAGGGGAAUAAAUGGUACAAUGAAGAAGCAAUGAGGUCUAUCAACCAAUCCAUUGGAAGAGUGAUUCGACACAAAAAUGACUACGGGUCUAUUUUCUUUUUAGAUUCCAGAUUUUCCAACAACCAGAGAAUUAAAGAAAUCUCCAAAUGGGUCAGAACUCACUUUCGCAUAUAUAGAGAUAUCGAACAAAUACAAAGUGACAUAGACAAAUUUUUUGAACUCUUUAAGGGGAUAGAACAGAAUAAUCUAGACGUAAGCGCUAGUGCAAGUGGAGGGGAAAAUACAAAAGGGGAGGGAGAUAGCAGCAGCGCUACUGGAAAUACAAAUAGCUAUAUGAAACAAAUCGGGAAGAAUUUUCAAGACUGUUAUAUCAAGAGCAGUAACAAUAAGACCAACAGGAACAAACACUCCAUGGCACAGAACAAAUUUGUCUUCAACCCAAUUAAGAAGAUGAAAAACCAACCGAAAAUACUUAGCAUGAUACAGAAUAUCACCAAAGGGAAAAAAGAGGAGAAGAGUAUUUUGGUCGAUGAUAACAAAGAACUUAACAUUUUUAAAAGUACUGAUGUGGUGGAUGAGGAAAAGGCACCUGGAGCUAAGCUCUCCAGCACCAAACUGGAAAACGCCAAAUCACUCAUAUCAUCCUUUAGGGAAAUUCUGUCGAAAGAAAUUUAUGAGCAGGUUUUCAAUCUCAUCAGGGAUACUAAAAGGAUGAGCGGCGAGAAUAAGUAUGAGUUGAUGAUUAGCAAAAUUUUGGAGCUAGUUGUUCAGAAUUUUGUUGAAGAAAGAAGAGAAGACUUGGGAGGGGGGAAAGUCGCCAAAGGAUCCCCUGAACAAGGCGAACAUGUCAAGGAGGACUCCCUCAAAGGAACAUAUGUCCAAUCAAGUGCAACAGCACACUUCAACGAUGUAAUGACCGCCGAUCAGUUGAAGGUCGUGUGGGGUAUGCUGGUGAACCUCAUUAACAAUUUCCUUCCAUCCCAAGAAAAGGAAAAGUGUUUUCUUCUCCUUCAGAAAAGGUUUAAGGAGAGGACCACUAAUUUUGAUGAUUUGGAGAAGUAUGUGUACAAUUAUAGGUUGGAAAAAAUUGAGAUGAUUUAG